CCGCUGUCCGCGCUGGAGACCACAGCACCGCACAGGCAGCGCCUGUCCUCCGCGCCUCCGGAGCCUCCUCCAGCCUGCGCGCCGGGCGGAUCGCACGGGCCAUCUCCCACGGCGACCUACGGCUCGCCCUGCAGGAUGUUGGCGACAGGAUACAUGGGAAAUUGAAGCCACUGGAUAUGCCUGGGGUGUGACUGAGCAUCAGAAGCAUCUGAGAGAAGUUGCUCUCAGGGGAGCACUAGACGGUGGAGUCCAUUGAGCCAGAGUCUGCCUUGGAACCGGCUUUAUCAGCGGCUCAGCCCAGAGGUUCUUACUGGGAAGCCAAUAAAAGAAGACAGUUAAGGCACCAGCAGUGCCAGCGGGGCUGACAGACUGCAGCAAAAGAACAGAGGCCAGGCCACUGAGAAGCAGUUGUAAUGGUACAGCCAAGCUAGAAGACUCUGACACGAGGCAAAGGAAGUUUGGACACAUCAUCAGUGGCCAGAGCUUUCCGAGUCUCGUCCGAUCCGAGGGAGAUGGACUGAAGCCACAGACUGUCUGGUUCUUUGUCUGGGAGUUGGAAGGAGGAUUGGGAUGGUCUCACGUGCACAUCCCUAGACUAAUUGCAACCAUGAGUUCAGACGAGAAGGGCAUAUCCCCUGCUCAUAAAACAUCCACUCCGACCCACAGAAGUGCCUUGUCGUCAACAUCUUCUCAGAGGGAAAGCAGACAGAGCAUCCACGUUCUGGAGAGAACUGCUUCAUCCAGCACGGAGCCCUCCAUCAGUCGGCAGCUGCUAGAGCCGGAGCCCAUCCCCCUCUCCAAGGAAGCUGACAGCUGGGAAAUUAUAGAAGGGCUGAAAAUAGGCCAAACCAAUGUCCAGAAACCAGACAGGCACGAGGGAUUUAUGCUGAAGAAGAGAAAAUGGCCUUUAAAGGGCUGGCACAAGCGCUUCUUUGUCCUGGAUAACGGAAUGUUAAAGUAUUCAAAGGCGCCACUUGACAUCCAAAAAGGGAAAGUCCACGGGAGCAUAGAUGUAGGACUGUCUGUCAUGUCGAUUAAAAAGAAGGCUCGGAGAAUAGACCUCGACACAGAGGAGCACAUCUAUCAUUUGAAGGUGAAAUCCCAGGACUGGUUUGAUGCCUGGGUCUCCAAACUGCGCCACCACAGGUUGUACCGUCAGAAUGAAAUCGUGAGGUCACCGAGAGACGCCAGUUUCCACAUAUUUCCUGCAACGUCAACAGCUGAGUCCUCCCCAGCCGCUAAUGUCUCUGUUGUGGAUGGAAAGAUGCAGCCUAGCAGCUUUCCAUGGCAGUCCCCCUUACCAUGCAGUAACAGCCUCCCUGCGACCUGCACGACUGGGCAGAGUAAGGUGGCAGCCUGGCUGCAGGACUCAGAAGAAAUGGACCGGUGUGCGGAAGAUCUUGCACAUUGCCAGUCAAACCUUGUGGAACUUAGCAAGCUCCUGCAGAACCUGGAGAUACUUCAGAGAACUCAGUCGGCUCCUAACUUCACUGACAUGCAGGCUAACUGUGUAGAUAUUUCAAAGAAAGACAAGCGGGUCACAAGACGCUGGAGGACAAAAAGUGUCAGCAAAGAUACAAAAAUACAACUGCAGGAAGGGCCACCUGCGAAGGGCCAGUUCAACACAACUCGGCGCCGGCAGAGGCUAGCGGCAGCGGUGGCUACAACAGUUCCUUUCAGCGCCACCAUGUCACCCGUGCGUCUGCACUCCUCCAACCCCAACCUUUGUGCAGACAUUGAGUUUCAGACCCCUCCUAGCCACCUCACCGACCCUCUGGAAAGUUCCACAGAUUAUACCAAGCUACAAGAAGAAUUUUGUCUAAUUGCGCAGAAAGUGCAUUCUCUUCUGAAGUCUGCGUUUAACAGCAUAGCUAUAGAGAAGGAGAAGCUGAAGCAGAUGGUUUCGGAGCAAGAUCACAACAAAGGCCACAGCACACAGAUGGCCAGGCUCCGACAGUCGCUGUCACAGAGUGAAGGAGCCGGCAAAUCCUGGGCACUUAACCAGAACGCUGAGCUCCGGAGUCGACUGAACAGAAUACACUCGGAGUCUACCAUUUGUGAUCACGUUGUCAGUGUAAAUAUUAUCCCUAGCCCUGAUGAGCCUGGUGAGCAGAUCCACGCCAACCUCCCCCUGUCACAGCAGGUGGUCAACGAGAGCCGCCUCUCCAUGUCGGAAUCCGUGUCAGAGUUCUUCGAUGCCCAAGAGGUGCUCCUGUCUGCGAGUUCAUCGGAGAAUGAGGCUUCCGAUGACGAGUCCUACAUCAGCGACGUGAGUGACAACAUAUCUGAGGACAACACCAGUGUCGCCGACAACAUUUCUCGGCAAAUCCUGAAUGGGGAGCUCACAGGAGGCGCCUUCCGCAAUGGCCGUCGAACCUGCCUGCCUGCUCCUUGCCCGGACACUAGUAACAUUAACCUGUGGAAUAUCUUGAGGAACAACAUUGGCAAAGACCUGUCCAAAGUCUCCAUGCCCGUGGAGCUCAACGAGCCACUCAACACUCUGCAGCACCUCUGUGAGGAAAUGGAGUACAGUGAGCUCCUGGACAAAGCCUCGGAGACCGACGACCCCUAUGAGAGGAUGGUUCUCGUCGCUGCCUUUGCAGUCUCAGGGUACUGUUCCACCUACUUCAGAGCAGGAAGUAAGCCGUUCAAUCCGGUCCUGGGGGAGACCUAUGAGUGCAUAAGAGAAGAUAAGGGGUUUCGGUUCUUCUCGGAACAAGUUAGCCAUCAUCCACCCAUUUCUGCCUGUCACUGUGAAUCCAAGAACUUUGUGUUUUGGCAAGAUAUCAGAUGGAAAAAUAAAUUCUGGGGAAAGUCAAUGGAAAUCCUGCCCGUCGGAACCCUGAAUGUCACGCUUCCAAAGUACGGAGAUUACUAUGUGUGGAAUAAAGUCACCACGUGUAUACAUAACAUCCUCAGUGGGAGGAGAUGGAUCGAGCAUUACGGCGAAGUAACCAUUAGAAAUACCAAAAGCAGUGUUUGCAUUUGCAAGCUCACAUUCGUCAAGGUGAAUUACUGGAACUCCAACGUGAAUGAAGUCCAGGGGGUGGUGAUAGACCAGGAGGGGAAGGUGGUGCACCGACUGUUUGGGAAGUGGCACGAAGGACUCUACUGCGGGGUGGCCCCCUCGGCAAAGUGCAUCUGGAGACCAGGUUCUCUGCCAACCAACUAUGAGCUCUACUAUGGCUUUACGAGGUUUGCCGUGGAGCUCAACGAGUUGGAUCCAGUCCUUAAGGAGCUCCUUCCUCCCACAGAUGCCCGAUUCCGGCCAGAUCAAAGAUUUUUGGAAGAAGGGAACCUAGAAGCUGCAGCUGCAGAGAAACAAAGAGUUGAGGAACUCCAGAGAUCGAGAAGACGCUACAUGGAGGAAAACAAUCUUGAGCACAUACCAAAAUUUUUUAAAAAAGUUAUUGACGCAAAUCAAAGAGAAGCCUGGGUUUCUAACGACACCUACUGGGAACUUCGAAAGGACCCUGGGUUUAGCAAAGUAGACAGCCCUGUUCUUUGGUAAACUGGAGACGUAGAGCUAGCCAAUACACCACACUCGGAAUGAAUAACUAUGCACAAUUAUGUUUCUUAUAGCUACGCGUGGUUUCUGGGUCGACUGAAAACCUCCCAUUUGCUUUUCUAUUCAUCUUUAUAAUGGAUUUUCAAAAGUGCAUUAGACAAGGCUCCUAACCACUUUUGGAUCCUUUCUGUUUUGCUGCAACCAUAUUCCUUAAAACAAACAAACAAAUAAAUAAAUAAAACCCAUGCCCUCCUCCGAAAGCAGACUAAAAGAAGGAGAAUAUACAAUCCAAAGUCCGGAGAGCUGGAAAAGAAGGUGAAAAACCUGUACUGUGUGCUUCAAGCGGAUCAGGAGAGUCUAAAACGAUACACAGACCACAUGUUCCGUCUGCUGUCCGAAUACGUCAUCCCGAAUCCUUAGGAGCUCCUGGGCCAUAGUGGGUUAGUUCAGACUUGAAGUGUGUUCUUUUGAUGUGGUGUGCUUGUUCUCAGCCUCGUCAGAAUAGACGUUGAUGCUUCCCAAAACCCAUCCCAUCUUUACAACAUUGUUCAUGCCUUAAGAAACGCAGAGAUGUACAAUAAACUGUUUUUUAAAUGUGUGCUCAUAGGUGUAUGUGAAGGGCAGAUCGUUAGAAUCCCGGCAUGACUCACUUUCUUGGUCAGAGCAUUGAUUCAGCUGAUAUGAGGACUAAAUGGGGAAAAGCACGCUUUCCCUUGCUAAGUCAGUUCUGGUGUGGUGGAUCUGAGGGGCAAGAGGGCUAAGGUACUGUAUACGAAGUAGAUCUCUGUAUCCAGGUCGUUCUUUGAGUUCCUGUCCUGUGUCCAGACAGUAAAUCAUCCCUCCUCUGUCUGACCUCACAGUGUGCCCUGGUAUUUGGCAAAAAUUGUAUGUGAUUUGGACACCGGUAAUCAGUGUUAAACUUCAGUAGGAAGCAACAGACACCAGUUUCUGCCUGGGCUGGGUGAUACCAUAACGUACCAUUUUUGAGUGGCACACAAGGCCAUGCAGCACAUCCCUGACUCAUGCCCAACGCUUGACACUGUUCAGAUUCCACAGAGAACAAAGGCUUGUUUGCAUUUUGUAAAUGGAUCCUAUGCAAAAUCAUCUUCCUUUUUUUUUUUAAACCAAGCAGUUCCAUAUGUUACACGGUUACAUAUUAAUCAUCUGCCUUGCUAAGGGCAGAUAUAUAAAUCUUAGGCUUAAAAAAAAAUUAUCCAUCCCAAAGGUGGGGGCGGGCAAGACGUGUUUUGAAUCCUUCCAGUUUUGUUUUUCCUCCACAGGCACACAGACGCUUUUGUAGGAAGCCUGCAUUGGCAUUUUUAAGUUCCUGCAUGUACAUGACUAUAUAAACGCCUGUAUGUUUAAAAAAACUCUCUAGGGGGCUUCCUAGUGAAUUAGAAAAUUACAUAUAUUUUAUCGUUAGUUAGAGUUUUAUUCUUAGAUUCUUACCAUCUGAAUUUAAGUGUUACUUUAGACUCUGAUAACAAGAUUAGUGACAUUUUCUAUUUUGUUAAGAGGUAUAAAUCUUGGCGUUAUUUCUCUCCCCACAAAGCAUUCCUAAUAAUGGCUAACUCACCAUAGAGCCCAAAGCUGCUGCGAACAUGGAGGAAAAUUCAGAAUUUCCCCCAAAUUCAUCUCCCCUUUCCCGUAAGUCCGUGCACCAUGCACACAGCUGACAGUCACUGGAUUGGAACUUCACUCUCCUUAAAAGUUUCCUAAGGCAGAGGCAGAGGCAGAGGCAGAGGCAGAGGCAGAGGCAGAGGCAGAGGCAGAGGCAGAGGCAGAGGCAGAGGCAGAGGCAGAGGCAGAGGCAGAGGCAGAGGCAGAGGCAGAGGCAGGGGCAGGCUUUGGGCUCACCCAGCUCUCUCCUUGUGCUCCUAGGUGGCUCGCCCUGCAGUUGUAAAACCUCCUCCCUUGUCAUGGACGGCUUUUUUCUCUGUUCAACUGAUGCUCUUUUACCUGUGCAUCUCUAGUUAUGUCUGAUUUUAUAUUGAAUUAGGACUUAAUCACAACCUUAGGGACUUCCUCACAAAAGUCAGUUCUCCUCCAUCAGAUAAGGCUUACGGUAUGAUUUAAAGUGGGUCUCGCCCUUACUUACUAGUGUCUGACUAAAGGGCCUUACAACCGCCUAAAUAAGAAAAGAAUCCUGCAGAAUAGAGAGACCACGAGGCAGAAGGUGCUGUGUCUGAAACACAACAGGGGGUGUCCUUUAGCAAAGGGCAGAAGGCCCAGGACUCAGCAGGGAAGCGACCACAGCACCCAGGGUUUGGAUUAUCUGAGAUGAAAGGAGAGACAACAGAUAAGGCCUUUGUAGACAGAUAGUAAGGUUAAGAUGACAGAUGAGAAGGGUAGAUGACGGUCAUGUCUACCCUGAAACUCUAAUUAGGAUUUCAGGAUGCAGCCGGGAGAAGCGUUGCGUUAACUACAAUCACAUGUUGUGGCAUCCUCCACUUUGAAUCUGUGUGGAGAUUCCGGUUCCCAGACUUGACCAUCCCCAGGCUUGACCAUCCCCAGGCUUGACCAUCCCGUCACUAUGGCGUCUCAGUUAGGCUUCAGAUCCCCCACUGCACCUGAUCCACUCACCUCCGAUGGAGCACUUGCCCGUGUUGCUGCCCCAGCUUCAUCCUUUUUGUUCACACUGUGGUUAUAAAGUUGUAAGGUGGAACCCUGUUGGAAUUUCAUUUACAUGACAUUUAAGCUGUUAAACCUAAAGGACCAAAGGGUGGAGUGUUCUAGCGGAUUCUCUUGAUUAAAAAGUGAUGUGUUCCUUGGGUUUCUACCUAAAUCACUGUAUUUGGGAGGUAUUGUUUUUCCCUAAAAGGCUGUAGGAAGCUCCCUCCCUCCAGCAAGAUUGUCCUGAGAGUGACAGUAAACCUUAGGGUGAUUCCAGACUGGAUUGAUCAAUGGCACAACCCAGCAUUUGCAGAGGCUCACCAAAAAAAAAAAAAAAAAAAGAAAAGAAAGAAAGAAAGAAAGAAAAAGAAAAACCGGUCAUUUUUCUGCUGGAUGCUGUUAACCAAGGUGCAAAUUUACUCUUCAGUGUUGCUGAUAUUUCUUUCUACUUUUAAUUGUCGCCAUUUUUCGUGGGUUAUUUUAAAGUGCUGUCCAUAUUAUCUCCAGGUAGCUGUAAAAUAAAUAAACUCCGUUUAAGAUACCCUUUAGUGGUACAUGUCAGUUGUAUGCGAUUGCAGGGCCAAAUGUCAUUUUUCUGGCUGAGGGAAACCAAGGGAGUUUGGGUACAGAGGAUAUCAACUUGUCAAUUUUCCAAAUAUUUUGUGCUUAAGCUCGAUUCUUCUGGCCUUGUGUUUUUCUGCAUGAGCACAUAUCAGUCAUUGGGUCCUGUCCCCAAGGAGCUUAUAGAGGGAGAGAUGUUCUAGGGAAGAAAACCUGGUUGGCCUGUUUGUUUAAUAGUAGAGAACAUUUUCGUUAUUCUCUCGUGCGUUUACUUCUCCGUCUUUUUCUAAUACUGUUCUCUGUCAUCCUGGAUGAGGAAGCACUUGUGGGAGCAGGGCUCACACAGCAGGGGGUGUAACAGAUGUUUGCACUUGGCUCAGUAUGUUAUGAAUGUGGCACAGUAAAUAACGUUUGUGUACAAAAUAUUAAGUUUAUUUCUAUGAGAGCAAUUAUGUUCAGGAUAUAUAAAAUGUAUCUAAUUAAACCAUUACGAAUCUAUUUUGUGCUCUAGAAAUGUUCUUUUGGGAGGGGGGGAUGUGUCAGUAGUGCUAAAAGUAAAACGCUGAUGUGCGUUCAUGGGUUUAGUUUGCUUUCCCAAAUGCUCCAUGGCUUUUGGGAAAGACUCCAUUUCACACCAGGACUCUAUCUUAAUUGGGUUUAGUUUUUGUAAACAUUUAUACUUUGAAAGUUGUGUGCUGUGUGGCUCUUUCUCUGAAGCAGAAACUGACUUUAUUAACAUCAUCUUUGUAACUCCGCCCAUUAUGGAGAUGUGGAUCCUUUCUGUAUUGGCUCCUUUUAAAGAGAGAGCGGCAAACCGCAUUGGAUGGAUUUGGCUUCAUUCUUCUAACCUGGGAUUUAAAGGAUGAAUGGAUGCUGUGAUGAAGAAACAUGCCCGACAUCCUAAGUAGAUCAGGCCCUUGGGAUAGACAGACAGACAGCUGCCAGACGCCUCGGCUGGAAGAGGUGUCAUACUCUUGAAUUGGCUCUUCAAAAGGACAAACUUGUCUCUCUAGCCUCUGGUCCUUCCACAACGGAAACAUGUUGGAUGCCAUGUCAUUGUGUGUGAAAUGGGCCAUAUUUAUGUGUAAUUUCAGUCAUUCGGGUUAGAAACUAUUCCAUUCACUUUCCUCGUGGACACUAUUAAUUCUUCAUGAGUUAAAAGUUUCCUUAUACACACAUAUAUUGUUGUUAUUUUCCAAACUGAUAGAAAAAAAAGAUAACCAAAAGUUUUGGUUUCCAUAAAUUUUGCUUCUAUCUUUACCUUCCUUCCCAAAAUGAGUUAGUUGUAAAGAAAAGGAUAUUAAAAUUUUUGGUAAAAUAAAGUGGAAUCCUA
This is a messenger RNA of Rattus norvegicus (Norway rat), 8015 nucleotides long. RefSeq names its product oxysterol binding protein-like 6 (gene Osbpl6). Gene Ontology annotation, cellular component: endoplasmic reticulum; endoplasmic reticulum membrane; plasma membrane. NCBI's taxonomy places the organism in Eukaryota, Metazoa, Chordata, Mammalia, Rodentia, Muridae. Gene Ontology annotation, molecular function: lipid binding; lipid transfer activity. The record is from RefSeq and is a predicted model, not a curated record.